AUGUCCGGCAUCCUCCACCGGCCGGGCGUCCGCCUCACUGUCGGCCUCACCAAGCUCUGCUGCGCCUGGCACCUGUUCGCCACGCACGGGUUUCAGGUCGGCCCGGCCGACGGGCCCUCAAUGCUGCCCACAUUUUCCACGUACGGCGACUGGAUCGGCACCGACAAGCGCUUCCGCCGCGGCCGCGGCGUCCGCGUCGGCGACCUCGUCCUCUACAAGAUGCCCUUUGCCGCCCACGACAUGGGCGUCAAGCGCGUCGUCGGCCUGCCGGGCGACUACGUCUCUAUCGGAACUCCUGGGCAGCCGGGGGAGGAGAACAUGAUUCAGACGGCCACUGUUGGAUUGUUGGAGACAACUUAG
Molecule: messenger RNA, 360 nt
Organism: Cordyceps fumosorosea ARSEF 2679
Lineage: Eukaryota; Fungi; Ascomycota; Sordariomycetes; Hypocreales; Cordycipitaceae
Product: Peptidase S24/S26A/S26B/S26C
Exons: 2
Coding region: 1-360 (119 amino acids)
Cellular component (GO): membrane; mitochondrial inner membrane peptidase complex
Molecular function (GO): serine-type endopeptidase activity
Source: RefSeq, a predicted model, not a curated record